Cryptomeria japonica (Japanese cedar) is the source of this 1079-nucleotide messenger RNA. RefSeq names its product protein root UVB sensitive 3. The transcript has 11 exons. The coding region runs from base 216 to 1079 and encodes 287 amino acids. The record is from RefSeq and is a predicted model, not a curated record. NCBI's taxonomy places the organism in Eukaryota, Viridiplantae, Streptophyta, Pinopsida, Cupressales, Cupressaceae.
UCCACGAUCUCCCGUAAAGCCCUAAUUUUGUUUUGCCUCUAAGUACGUUUUUUAAUUUCUUACCCCCGUGCGCUGUAAGAUACUUUAAUUGUAACACAUCCCAUGAUCAACGAGAUCACGACGGCACUAGAAUUACUUUUCCGUGCUGAUGGUCUGUAAUUGUUUUUUUUUCUAGAAUUGUCCUUCUUGUCGACGUUUGAGUGAGGAGGUCGAUAAUGGCCGUGAAAGAAGAGAGGAAUGAGAAAAUUGUGUUCGAAGAGUGGAACACAUCAUCAUCCUCUAAUCUCGUUAGGACCGCUGUAGUAAUUGCUGAUAGCUCUGGAGGCUUUUCAAUACGUCGCGAAAGCAGUCGAUCACUGCAAGUAUGGAGGCAGUUGGCUGCUGCAUUUUUGCCCGAGGGUUUUCCAAACAGUGUAACUCCUGAUUAUGUACCUUUUCAGAUAUGGGACUCACUACAGGGCCUGUCAACUUACAUUCGGUGCAUGCUUUCUACACAAGCUCUUUUGAGUGCAAUUGGGGUUGGAGAGACAACAGCAACAGUUGUUGGUGCAACGUUUCAGUGGUUUCUACGAGACUUUACAGGCAUGUUAGGUGGAAUUUUGUUCACGUUAUAUCAGGGUUCAAAUCUUGACAGCAAUGCAAAAAUGUGGCGUUUGGUAGCAGAUUUGAUGAAUGAUCUGGGAAUGCUGAUGGAUCUCAUUUCUCCUCUCUACCCUGCAAGUUUUGUAAUAAUACUAUGUCUAGGAAGCAUUGCAAGAUCUUUCACGGGAGUGGCAAGUGGAGCCACAAGAGCUGCUUUAACACAACACUUUGCCCUGCAACAAAAUGCAGCAGACGUAUCUGCAAAGGAAGGUAGCCAAGAAACAAUGGCUACCAUGCUGGGCAUGCUGCUUGGGAUGGUUUUUGCCCAUAUUACAGCAGGACGUCCUGGCGCAAUGUGGUCUUCAUUUCUUCUUCUCACAUUUUUCCAUAUGUUUGCAAACUAUCAAGCUGUUAGAUGCGUUUGUUUGACUAGCUUAAAUGAAGGAAGAACAUCAAUUCUACUUCAAAGAUUCAUAAGCAAUGGUCAAGGUUUGUGA